AUGAUCGUUUGUGCGGAUUGCAAUGUGAUUAUCUGCGGCCUCUGCGCCUACAAGAAACACAAGAUGCACGAUGGACGAGAGUUGUUGAAUGAAGAGAUUUAUGGACUCGCAAAAGAAUUAUCGGAUUUGAUUGACCAGAAAGUCGAUCAGCACAUCACACCACUCUCGAAUCUGUGCAAUGAAACUUUUGAGUUGUAUGAUGAAAUUAAAGCGGAGAUGUACAACUUGAAGCCACUCGUCUCAACGCAAACCUCGUGGAAGGAAGCUAAUGAGAAAGCCGAGAAAUGCCGCAAAAUGAUCGACGCGAUCGCCGACGUGUUCACCGAGUUCACUGCCGAGAUUCAAAAGUCGAAUAAAAAGCUAGAGGAAAAGCUGGAGAAGUUGAAAGCGCAAGAUUUCGACGCAAUCGAUGAGAAGCCGAUUGCUGACGCG
Molecule: messenger RNA, 432 nt
Organism: Mesorhabditis belari
Lineage: Eukaryota; Metazoa; Nematoda; Chromadorea; Rhabditida; Rhabditidae
Source: the annotation of a GenBank genome assembly